UAGUUAUAUUGUUUUGUGAGAACAUUAUAUGUUAUUUUACAAGUACCUUAGUGAGUUUUAAUAAUUUAUGUGAACUGUUAUUAAUUGAAAGAUGGCUGAGAAAUUACUUAAGAAUCAAAUUGAUUUAUUCGAAAGGUUGGAGAAAGCUCAAAGUAACUACAAGAAGAGUCCGAAAAGUAGAAUAACUAAAGGUUAUGUGGAGACAAGAAUUAACAUUUUAGAAAAGUUACAUACAGAAUUCAACAGUAAUCAUAAGGAACUUAUUCAGAUAAUCAAACCGGAACAAGCGGAAGUCCUACCGUACUUUACUAAAGAUGCACAUGAUGAGUUUGAAGAAAUGUACAUCGCAUAUAUGUCGGAUCUCAAGGAAUUACAGGAUAAGUUCACUGAAAAACAUAAAUAUGAAUCGAAUACUAUGCCGUGCAAUGAAGUUAAACUUCCAAGAAUACAAUUACCAACGUUCAGUGGUAAUUAUGAGGAGUGGCAGACAUUCUACGAUAUGUUCGUGUCACUAAUUCACAACAAUGAG
Papilio polytes (common Mormon) is the source of this 529-nucleotide messenger RNA. RefSeq lists its product as uncharacterized. The record is from RefSeq and is a predicted model, not a curated record. Lineage: Eukaryota; Metazoa; Arthropoda; Insecta; Lepidoptera; Papilionidae. The annotation marks the transcript as partial. The transcript has a single exon.